This is a messenger RNA of Moneuplotes crassus, 1739 nucleotides long. The record is from the annotation of a GenBank genome assembly. NCBI's taxonomy places the organism in Eukaryota, Ciliophora, Spirotrichea, Euplotida, Euplotidae.
AAUGGAUUCUGACGAUCAAUCCAAUGACCAGAGUGUCUCCCAGAAUGAAGAAAAAGUUAAUGUAACUUCUCCAAAUGAGGAAGAGAAGGUAAAUGAUGCACAGAAAGAGAAAAAUGAUGAUAUUGAUGUUAAUGAUGUCAAUUCUAAUAAAAAGAAUACAUUGGUAAUCGACACUAGUAAGGAUAAAGGCAAAAACCUUCAGGAUAAUGAAGGAUAUGACCACCCUCAAAGAUUAGAAGUUGGCCAUAAAUGCAAAAAGGGAUGGUAUGAACUCAGGCCAAGAGGAAAACUCCCUGAGAAAAGGAGUUAUCAUUCAAGUGUUAUUCAUGCAGGAUACCUCUAUGUUUAUGGAGGUGAAGACUCCAGAGAAGGCAAGUUUGACAACCUGUGGAGACUCAAUCUUGAUGAGUUUAUUGAAAUAAGCGAGAAGCUUGAUGAAUCUGAAGAAAAUAAGGAUCUUGGGCAAGACCAAACAGAAGAGCAGAAAGAUGAUAGCAGAUUCAAAUGGGAACUCGUCGAAACCUCCGGAGCCCAGCCAGGAGAACUCAGCCACCACCAAUCUGUCCUCAUCGGCUCUGAAAUGUUCAUCUUCGGUGGAAUGAAGCCUGAUGGCGAAAGCAACAAGAACUUGUACUGCUUGAACCUUGAUUUCUUGGAAUGGAAGAUAAUCCACCCCGACGAGGAGGCUGCUCCACAAGGUCGGGACGACCAUAGCAUCUGCCAUUCUGAUGACUGUUUGUUUGUAUUUGGAGGGUUUGUGAAAGGAAAGAGAAUGAAUGACUUAUACCAAUAUAGUAUCGCAACCCAAAAUUGGGAAUUAUUAUCCGAGCAUCACGAACUUGAUGAAUUCAGCUCAGAAGAAUUAAAAUCGAAUUAUCCAGUCCCAAGAUGCGGUCAAGAUAUGAUUUUUCACAACAAUAAAAUCUAUAUGUUUGGAGGUAGAAAUGAUUUCAAUGAUAAGCUUGAUGAUACUUGGGAGUUCGAUAUCUCAUCUAAAUCAUGGAGUAAAAUUGAAUGAGAAGAAUCCCCAAUAGGUAGAAGCAGUCAUGCAUGUAUCGAACAUAACAAUAAAAUGAUAUUAUUUGGUGGUAUUGUGGAUAUAACAAAGGAAAUCAAUGAAAUUGACCAAUUCGACCUCAGCUCCAAAUAAAUGGAACUCCAUCGACGAUCAGUCUGAGCAAAGAAAGUACGCAGUCACCGCUUCUCCUCGUCCCAAUCCUAAAAGAGAAAAGAUGAAUGAGACUGCACCAGUGAGAGGCGGCCAGAACGACUUGUCCAAUGCUACUUUGAGAAGAGAUGUUGGCAACAAGUCGAUGAAGAAGUUGCACAAGAAGGAGGACAUCACCAAGCCAGACGAGAAGGACCAGAACUUUCAUUUGUUGAAGGACAUUCCUAAAUACAAUAAGAAGAAGGCUAAGGACAACUUUAACCAAGGAGAAUUUGAUAACAAUAAUGAGAGACUGAAGACUCCUAUAAGCAGUAAUCUAGAAAACACAUUCAUCAUCAAAAAUGAUAAUGAUAGGUUCGAUCAUUAUUAUGCCCACAUGAGGAGAAAGAAAGGAGAUACUUUCAAAAAUAGUGCAGCUUUUGCUGGGCUUUUUAAUCAUUGUCUCAAGCCUUGUGAUAGACCUACUGCAAGGGAUGGACAUACCAUCGGAGUAUAUAAAGAUAGAUUGUAUGUAUUUGGAGGAGAUAGACAUCACAUGCCAUAUAACGACACAUUCAGUAUUGAGCUUUAG